Messenger RNA from Argiope bruennichi, 1272 nucleotides. RefSeq lists its product as uncharacterized. Gene Ontology annotation, molecular function: nucleic acid binding; zinc ion binding. Lineage: Eukaryota; Metazoa; Arthropoda; Arachnida; Araneae; Araneidae. The transcript has a single exon. Bases 1 to 1272 code for a protein of 423 amino acids. The record is from RefSeq and is a predicted model, not a curated record.
AUGGACUCUUCUCGAAAAUCUCCCUUCAGUGGGCGUAAAGUAUUCAAAGUUCCUAAUGUUGAUCAUUUUGAUACUUUCUUCAUUAUAAAACAAAUAUCUGAAAGCAAUGAAACUUUCCAUAACGUAUCUCCUUUCCUAGUUCAAAAAGCAAUUUUUGCGACCGUAGGCGAGGUGAAAUCUGUUAAAAAAAUGCGUUCUGGGGACUUAUUAAUUGAAGUCGAUUCCAAAAAGCAAUCCCAACAACUUAUGAAAUUGAAAGCUCUUGCUAAUAUACCGAUAUCGGUGAGUCCUCACUCAUCUCUCAACUUCUCCAAGGGCGUUAUAACCUGCGGAGAAUUAUUUAAUGUUCCUCUUGAAGAGACAUCUGCUGAACUUAAAAAGCAAGGAGUGACUCAUGUUCGGCAAAUAUCAAUUCGACGUGAUGGGCAACUCCUCCCCACAAAACAUUUCGUACUCACUUUUCAUACUCCUAAUCUGCCUGAAUAUAUUUAUGCAGGGUAUAUCAAGUUACCAGUUCGACAAUUUAUACCAAAUCCAUUGAGGUGCUUUCAGUGCCAGCGAUUUGGCCACUCGAAAAUUAAUUGCCGCGGGACACUCGCAUGUGCCCGUUGUGCUGAAAAAGGGCAUGAUAGCCAGCAAUGUAACGCAAAAGAAAAGUGCGUGAACUGCGGCGGAGAUCACCCUUCGUAUGCUCGAUCUUGCCCACGCUGGCACUUAGAAAAACAGGUCACAACUUUAAAAAUAAAAGAAAAUAUAACUUAUCCUGAAGCCAGACGUAAAAUUGAAUCCCGGACCCCUACUCCUGGUGUCAGUUAUGCCUCGGCUGUGCUAAAAAAUUUUUGCUCAAACUGUUCUUGUGAAAAUUGCUUGAAACGAACUGUUAAAACUAAUAGCCCUACAAAUAUAUCAGAGUCUGAUUCUGAGGAAUCUAUAAAAAGUAAUCCAACUCCAGAAUUGGAACCCCCGAAAUCAAAAAGAGCACCAAAGAAAAGAACAAAGAACUCGCAGAAGUUAAAGCUUGCGAAAAAUGGCAUUUCAAAAUCAGAACUCCCAUUAAAACUUAAAAGAUCUUCUUCAAAAAAUUCAGUCGCCUUAGGGCUAGCGAAAAAAGGUGUUGUCCACAAGGACUUAUCAUCAAUUUUUGGUGGCACUUUAAAUAGCCCAGAUAUUACAUUGCAUCCAUCAGAGGAUGAUGACCUGGAGAUGAGUUGCGAAAUCCAAGCAACUCCAACUAAUGCCUGUAAUCGUUCUCCGCCAAAUUCUAUUUCUUAA